Molecule: messenger RNA, 1500 nt
Organism: Hibiscus syriacus
Lineage: Eukaryota; Viridiplantae; Streptophyta; Magnoliopsida; Malvales; Malvaceae
Exons: 1
Coding region: 1-1500 (499 amino acids)
Source: RefSeq, a predicted model, not a curated record
AUGGGUUUGGCAGCAGUUAAAGGAGGAUCCAAUACCAGCAACGGCAACAAAGAAAGCAAAGGAAUGAGUUUACUCUUGGUGUUCUUCCAUGGCGGAGGAGACCAAAACAAAAUCACCACCAAUUCCUCCUUUGAUAACCAAAACACUACCACACCCAGAAGAUUCAUUAAAAGAACAAGCACUUCCACUCUCCUUUCCUCCAAAGCUCAGUCCACCAUUUCGAUUUGCCUUCUCUUACUCUUACUCACUCUUCUACUCUUUACUCUCUCUACUUUUGAACCUUCCCCCACCAUCAAAAACCCUCGUCGAAUCUUGUCCCAGAAUACCCAAUUUACUCCUCCUCCUUUUAAAAGCUUCUUUCCGAUGUGGGAUUAUAAGUCACUGAAUGUCAAGCAAAAACCCAGUGUUUUUCCCUCUUCGUUCGCUUUGCAGAGAAUGGGAACUUUGUAUAGACGUGGGACGAAAGCCAUGAACGAUCUUAUAGUCAGCCAUGUUGUUGAAGAUUUUACUGAAGAUGAACUCAGGCUUUUCUUAAGAGUCUUGCAUAGGUCUGGUAUCACUUCAAAAGCCGACAUUGUUUUUCUUUUUGCUUCUCCUUUUCUAUCUUCGAGAUUCAGCUUUGUUAUACAUGAAGAGAACGAGUCGUUCUUGAAACUCAUUCAACACCACGUAGAGUCUAAUAACAAGGGGUCCCGUGACUCGGUGCUCGGUUUUGACUCGACCCAGUUUUGGAAAUAUGGGAAGAAAGAUGUUGGGGAGACGGAGACUAUUUGGGGAAAGAAGGGGAGCCGAGGGAAUUCUUGCAAUUCGACUGCAGCUGAAAGCGAGUCAACGCGUUUGACUUACGGCUCGGUUGUGGGAUUCGAUGUGAACGAGUUGGAUCCAGAGAACUCGCUGGCUGGGUUUUUAGAUCACGUUUCGAUGAGUUUCAGAAGAUGGGCAUGUUAUCCAAUGUUAUUAGGAAGAAUCAGGCGAAAUUUUAAGCAUAUAAUGUUGUUGGAUGUUAAAAGCUUGUUGCUACUGAGUGACCCACUCGACAGUGUCAGGAAUCGGAGUCCCGAGUCUGUUUAUUUACUAACAAAGGAAAGCGGCUCCGGCAAGCAUGGCAAGAGGAACUCGGAUAAAACUAAGUCUCACUCUCAAAUAAACUCAGCGAUUUUGAUGGGCGGGGCUAGAGGAAUUCGGAGGUUAGCCAAUGCAAUGUUGACGGAGAUCGUUAGAGCUGCAAUGCAGCAUAAGAAGAAGAAGAAGGAUUCGAUAUCCGAGUCAGAAAUCUUGAGUCAACUCGUCGGCACUGGACAUGUAUUGAAGAAUGUUGAUUUGAUCACAUCGACCGAGUCAAUUCAGGAAGCGAGCUCACUCACGGGUUCGAAGUUCAACUCAGCUGGAUCAGAUUAUUCAAUAAUCCAACGCGGUAAUAGUAAUCAUGAUCUUAAUUCCGUAAUUAUGCAGCUAAUAUGUUUACGUGAAACAAAUUCUUAUGUUUAUAGGGAUUGUUAG